Messenger RNA from Moneuplotes crassus, 1384 nucleotides. The record is from the annotation of a GenBank genome assembly. Lineage: Eukaryota; Ciliophora; Spirotrichea; Euplotida; Euplotidae.
UACUUAUUUAGAAUGAAAACUUCACGAAAACACUCAGGAAGGCUCAAUACAGCCUCUAAGACAAAGAGGAGCCUUAAAAAUAGGUUCUCAAGGAGGAGUGAUAAUCCUCAAACAAAUGUCUUGUUAAUUGAUUCUGAUUUGAAUGAGAAACUUAACAAAAUUCGAAAAUAAAAAAGCUAGGACUUUUGGGCUGAACACCUCUGCAAGAAAUUGGACUUCAGACUCGGGUAAACACAGGAGAGCUAAAGCAAUUCACUAUUCCAACAAGAAGAUACUGGAUUUAAGUCAUGAAAAAUCAGCUAAGAAUAUUUCUGGAAUAGAUUUUCUACAAAGAAGAAUUCCAAAGACAGCGGUUUCUAGAAAGAGGAACAAAAUUAAAAAUAACUUUUUCACAAAUGAACUUAAAGCUGAUAAGAAUUCAUUAGAGUCGACCCUCAGUUUCAGCACAAGAGAAUGUAAUAAAGAAGAUAAUAAAUCAAUCUCAAAAUUUGAAAUCUUAAAGAGCUCACAAAGAAAGAAGAAAGAUAUCAAUGUCAAUCUCGAAGAGAGACUCAGAUCUGAGAUGAGGAACCUCAGUGAAACUGCUUAUAACUUAUCUCUAACCUUCAGUGAAAGUGAUAAUUCCAAGCUGGCAAAAAUUUAUAAAGAUAAAAGCAGUCUCUACAAUUCAAAAUAUUUGAAUCCAAAGACACCGAUUACCCUAAGCUCAAAAGGGGUUACUUCUCCAUCAAAUAAGAUCUUUCAAGGCCCGGAAUCAGGAGGAAGAAGGAGAAGGACUAUAAUCUCUCAGUCUCUCAGACUCAAGAUGUUGGUUGAUGAGACUAUUAUGGAUGAAGAUAAAUAUGAAAAAUUGCAGAAGGAGAUCAAAGAGAUCAGACGUGCAAAACGAAACAGUAUAGGAAACGGUAUUAGCCAGAUUUUUAAUACUGUAUAGGCCAUGUGAGGUACAAUAAUUGGUUACUUCUAAGAUUGUCCAUCCAGCACUUGAUUUUUAUAUUGAACAUUUUCAUAAUAUAAGAGAUCUUUAUUACCAUAAAGUCUUAAUGUAUUGUGAUAGAUACAACCGUGAUAAUGUGUGAAUGUGGAAGGACAUCAACCAGAACAAUAAAACAGUAUAAGUUGUUAUAACUGUAUAGAAAUUAUUCAAAGCUAUCAAAGCAAGGUAUUUUCUUGAAUUAUUAUCAUAAUAGAACUAAAAAUGCCCAGAAAUAGCAAAAAGACAUUAGGUAUAGUCCUUUUACAAGAUCUCUGGAUAUCUCAAUUUUGGACUUUCUCACUAUUAAACAAUAGAAAAAGAGAAAAUGAAACAUAAGACUACUCUUCUAACUAGAUGGGAUGUUUUUCGUGAACAAAAGAGUAUUCUAGAGAAGCAUCAGAAAGCUAG